UUUACAUAAAGCCACACGUGUCAGUCCAAAAUAACAAACCCCUACCAUCCAUCACAAUCCCUCUCUAUCUACCAAUAAUCAUUCCCACUUCUCUCAUCAAGGCGCGUGAAACACAAACACCAAUCUAUCACUCUCCCACAACUAAUCCACAACAAAGAAAAGAAGGAGACUGCCACGUCUGUAUAAGUGGGCCCUACGCCUCAAGCCUGAACAUUCAAUCCGAACAAAACGAUAGAAAAAAGUUGAUGUCAACUCAUAUAAAUAAAAACCAUCCUACAAAGAUUUCCCUUCUCAUCCCCCUCUCUCUAGAUUUCUGAAGCCAAAAGCAAAAUGAGUGAGAAUGAUGAGUGGGUCCACGUCGCGCUGAUGGAUGACGCGAUUGUUGCUGACCUGAUUGUGCGGUUUCGCCAAGCGCCGCGGUGUUUGAGGAAGGGGAAGGCCCCGGACACUGCUGCGGCUCCUCUGUGUCCCCGCUGGAACGUGCGUCAUCAACGGUCCAAACAGGUAAUUAAGGAGAAAGCAAGGGAGUCUCCUCUCAGUGCCAGCCCGACGACGCCGCUUUCGUGGAGCGAAGCGACCUCUGUCAGUGGAGAGGGGGCCGAGGAGUCCAGCCGCUUCCCCAGGCUGAUUAAUAGCGCGAGAUCUGAGUCUUUGCCUGUUGCUGUUAAUGAAGAACACAUCAACAAGAGAGGACGCAAGAGGAAGCAAAAUGUUGCUGAACUUAGAGCAGUGGAAAGCUUACUUUUGAAUGAAAGUAUUGCAUUGAAAAGUGAACUGGAAAUGCUACGCUCUAAUGUUGAGAAAGUGAGAGCGGUAAAUGCAAGCUUAAAGAGAAUGACAUUUGAUGUACCAUCGCGACAUAUGAUGGAAACAUCCACAGCUGCUGCCGCAUCAAAGCAAGCAGCUCUAAACCAGUCCGUUCAGCCAGUAGUUGCCCGGGAUCCCACAUGCUCAAUCUCGCAGGGUGCCACGUGCAUUAAGCUUGACCAAUGUCUGCCAAACCUUUCAUCUGAGGGUGCAAAGGAGCCUUCAUUUCUGCUACCUGAUCUAAACUUACCUGCUGAUGAAUCAGGUUUCGAAGGUUAAUGGAAUAACUCAACAUCAUCCAUGCAUAAUAAUUAGUCAAUUUGACAGUUCUGAACUUUGGCAUGUUGACUUUUGCAAGUGAUCGUCAACAUAUCAAGUACCUUCACUGCAUACUGGAUGUGGAGUGCUUUUUAUACUAGAAGGUAGUGCAGGAUUCCUAAUCUUUAGUUAGAGCCACAUUUAUCAUCUUUGGAGAUUUCUACAGUUAUCCAAAAUUCUUUGGGGCCAAACUCUCUUCUCAUCCCCUUCUCCUUUAGGAAAAUAUUUAUUAAGGCGCACACACACAGAUGUAACCCGUUCCCGUUCUGUUGCAAAUUACAUGAUCUGGUACUUUUGGUUGAAUUGUGAAUCAAAUUAUCAAAGCUUGUUAUUUAUCUAUGUGCAUAUUUGUUUGUCCCUUA
Molecule: messenger RNA, 1487 nt
Organism: Tripterygium wilfordii
Lineage: Eukaryota; Viridiplantae; Streptophyta; Magnoliopsida; Celastrales; Celastraceae
Exons: 5
Coding region: 331-1086 (251 amino acids)
Source: RefSeq, a predicted model, not a curated record